AUGGGAUCACCACGCUUCCUCAGUGGUUCCUUGGUUGGCGUAUAUCAAGCUAAUGCGGAACGUGCUUGCAGCUCCACUGCUACAUUCAACACCACCCUCCCCACAUACGCUGAAGCUACUGAAGCACUUCGGUUGCUAGAUACCCUCCCGUGUUUACGUUUCAAGUUCCCAGAUGUCUUACGAACUUUAACCACUACGGGUGCCCUUUCCCAUCCCCAGAAUGUCCCACUGCUAAAAGCCUUGUUCGACACCACCAAACAUGAUUACUUCAAGUUUUUGGCCUUCCUCGAUGUUGACUGGUGGAAUCUUGGUCCCAAUCUUCCUGAUAAAUCUUCACAACGUCCCAGCCGAACCAGCCACUAUAUUCAAAUGGAUUACCCCUUCUAA
This is a messenger RNA of Hemisphaericaspora subhashii, 387 nucleotides long. RefSeq lists its product as uncharacterized. The transcript has 2 exons. NCBI's taxonomy places the organism in Eukaryota, Fungi, Ascomycota, Pichiomycetes, Serinales, Debaryomycetaceae. The record is from RefSeq and is a predicted model, not a curated record. Bases 1 to 387 code for a protein of 128 amino acids.